AUGGCGGCGACAGCAAGCUCCGGCUUGAAAGUCCCGAAGCAGAAAGGGGCGCAGGGGGUUUUGCUCGGCCGAUACGACAUCGGGAAGCUCAUCGGCCAGGGGUCCUUCGCGAAGGUGUACCACGCGCGGAACGUGCGGACGGGGGAGGGCGUGGCCAUCAAGUUGAUUGACAAGGAGAAGAUUCUCAAGGUCGGCCUAACCGCCCACAUCAAGCGCGAGAUCUCAAUCAUGAGGCGCGUGCGCCACCCGAACAUCGUGCAGCUGUUAGAGGUCAUGGCGACCAAGUCCAAAAUCUACUUCGUGAUGGAGUACGUCCGGGGCGGCGAAUUGUUCGGCAAGGUCGCCAAGGGCCGGCUCAAGGAGGAGCUCGCCCGGAAGUACUUCCAGCAGCUGAUCUCCGCCGUGGCCUUCUGCCACGCGCGGGGCGUGUACCACCGCGAUCUGAAGCCGGAGAAUAUCCUCCUCGACGAGGACGGCAACCUCAAGGUCUCCGAUUUUGGGCUGAGCGCCAUAUCGGAGCAGAUCAAGCAAGACGGCCUGUCCCAUACCUUCUGCGGAACACCUGCUUAUGUGGCGCCGGAGGUCCUCUCCAGGAAGGGGUAUGACGCGGCCAAGGUCGACAUCUGGAGCUGCGGGGUCAUUCUCUUUGUCCUCAUGGCGGGCUACCUGCCCUUUCACCACCAGAAUGUCAUGGCCAUGUACAAGAAAAUCAACCGGGGUGAGUUCAGGUGUCCUCGGUGGUUCUCCCAUGACCUCGUCCGCCUACUCACCCGCCUGCUCGACACCAACCCCGACACGCGCAUCACGAUCCCUGAAAUCAUGAGCGACCCCUGGUUCAAAAGGGGUUUCAAGCACGUCAAGUUCUACAUCGAGGACGACAAGUUUUGCAGCUCAGAUGUUUCAGAAAAAGAUGAUAUUUUCUGUUUGUCUGAUCAGACAUGCUCAGAAUCAGAUUCCGAGCUGGAGACAAAAAGGAGGACGGCCAGUCUCCCAAGGCCAGCUAGCUUGAAUGCGUUUGAUAUUAUUUCGUUUUCUCGUGGGUUUGACUUGUCGGGAUUGUUUGAAGAAGGUUCAGAUGGGUGCACGAGGUUUGUUUCGGGGGCGCCUGAGCCUAAGAUAAUCUCCAAGUUGGAGGAGAUUGCGAGGAUUGUGAGUUUUACGGUGAGGAAGAAAGACUUCCGGGUGAGUUUGGAAGGGUCGAGGGAGGGUGUAAAGGGCCCUCUGACUAUUGCGGUUGAGAUAUUCGAGUUGACACCCUCGUUAAGGGUGGUGGAGGUUAGGAUGAAAGGAGGAGAUAGAACGGAGUAUGAGGAGUUCUGUAAUAACGAGUUGAGGCCAGGAUUGCAGACUCUCGCGGUGGGGAAUGGUGCUGCUAAUACUUCAUCAUUGGCUUUGGAUGCCAAGUGCAGAGAGAGGGAGAGCGAAUGA
Striga hermonthica is the source of this 1428-nucleotide messenger RNA. The record is from the annotation of a GenBank genome assembly. NCBI's taxonomy places the organism in Eukaryota, Viridiplantae, Streptophyta, Magnoliopsida, Lamiales, Orobanchaceae.